Messenger RNA from Haliotis rubra (blacklip abalone), 847 nucleotides. Its product is annotated as platelet endothelial aggregation receptor 1-like. Lineage: Eukaryota; Metazoa; Mollusca; Gastropoda; Lepetellida; Haliotidae. The record is from RefSeq and is a predicted model, not a curated record. Bases 128 to 832 code for a protein of 234 amino acids. The transcript has 6 exons.
ACGCGCAAUGAAAGGACAGGCUUGAAUCACGUGAUAUUACCACAGUCAUAUUGUCGGGACGUUACUGACCUGAACUGAAACUGUCGAUGUUGAAGUGAAACUUUGGUGAGGUGCCCAAAUUCAUGUCAUGGCCAUGUGGAUGAGGAUUUAUGGAACAGUUGUGUUUUUAUGCUAUCUGACUGUUCAAGGUGAAGAGGUAUGUGAGCCUGGAAAAUAUGGGGAUGGUUGUAGUCAAAAUUGUUCUCAAAACUGUCAUCCUCUUCCAAAUGGCAUAGUGCUCUGUGACAAAGAAACUGGAGAAUGCUUCGAAGGAUGCAAAGUGGGUGUGUACGGUGACCAGUGUGAUGAACCGUGCGGCAAACAUUGCCUAGGAAACAUCUGUAAUCAGUACAACGGACACUGUACUCUGGGAUGUAUAGAAAAUCACAUCGGCGUCUUCUGUGAGAUUUACAAUGGGAUUACCAUCGUCCAUCAAGGUACUACCUCUAGCAGUCACACAACCGUUACCCCAGGUGUGGUACCGACAUGCAGUUGCCAGGUCAUCAUUCAAGUUGUAACAGUACUUAACCUUAUCCUUGUGGGCGCAGUGGUUAUCUUCAUAUGGCGCAGAAGGAAGAGGAAGAAGAAGAAAAGUGGAUUAUACCUUGCAGAUGGGCAGGGAUUUCUCACAGGUAUGUCAAACACUGAAAAAUACUAUUAUCUCGUUUCAAAGCUACUCCAUCCAGGUUACAACACACACCAUUGUUCUGGGGUAAAGACUUCCGCUAUCUGCAGCAUCCGACAUUGCACAAUAAACACCACUCGCAGCAUCACCAAAGCCGGAAACGGUUGACAGUUUAAAGAAGAC